Mucor mucedo is the source of this 636-nucleotide messenger RNA. RefSeq lists its product as uncharacterized. NCBI's taxonomy places the organism in Eukaryota, Fungi, Mucoromycota, Mucoromycetes, Mucorales, Mucoraceae. Bases 1 to 636 code for a protein of 211 amino acids. The record is from RefSeq and is a predicted model, not a curated record. The transcript has a single exon.
AUGGAUAAAAAGUUGGAAAAGAUCUUUCAGAAAUUGGAGUAUAGUGAUCGCACUCUAGAGCGAACAAUGGAAAUUGCGGAGGAAAAUGAUCAAAUUUUGCAAGACCUGUUUGCUCGCAUGGAUUCUGAGAAAAAAGAGGUCAUUUAUAUCAGUAGUAACAAUAGCAGUAGUAAUAGUAGCAUUUAUGACUUGACCAGCAGUCCUGUUGAAGCCCAAGCCUUCUCACACCAAAGUAGCAGCCGUAGUAGUAGCUGUUCUGUCGAGACACAACAAAGUACUGAAACUCUUACAUUUCCGCGACCACAACGAGAUAACAAGACGGUAAAGCAAAACGAGGCGGUGGCCAUACUAGAUAAACUCAACAAGAACAAGCAUAAAUUAACUGGAAGUGAUCUUUUCGAGCUAUUUGGGGAGGCAACUACGGUGCUUGUGCAAGGAAUAUUUGUAAGCAAGAAGAGGCAGUUGCCCAGAUGGUACAAAUUCCCAAAGAGCGAGAAGAAUAGACUUGUAAAGAUUAUUAGUAAGAUUGUGUUGGAUUACUUUAGCAUUGAUCUUUCUCGCUUUGAAAAUGAUUGGUUCGUCUUGUUUUUGAUAAAACAGGCAUAUGAAACUGAAAGGAGAGAGUCUCACACAUAA